Molecule: messenger RNA, 795 nt
Organism: Parascedosporium putredinis
Lineage: Eukaryota; Fungi; Ascomycota; Sordariomycetes; Microascales; Microascaceae
Source: the annotation of a GenBank genome assembly
AUGUUCAACGCUCGGAGGGCUUUCCUCUCCGCCAUGCUCCUCCUCGGAGUGAGCUUGGUCUUCUUCACCCAGGCGGCUGAAGCCACCAAGGGACCCAAGAUCACCCACAAGGUCUACUUUGACCUGACCCACGGCGAUGAGCCCCUUGGCCGUGUCGUCAUGGGUCUUUACGGAAAGACUGUUCCCAAGACCACUGAGAACUUCAGGGCCCUUGCCACUGGCGAGAAGGGCUUCGGCUAUGAGGGAUCGACCUUCCACCGUGUUAUCAAGCAGUUCAUGAUCCAGGGUGGUGACUUUACCCGUGGCGAUGGCACCGGUGGCAAGUCCAUCUACGGCGACAAGUUCCCCGACGAGAACUUCAAGCUCAAGCACUCCAAGCCUGGUCUCCUCUCCAUGGCCAACGCUGGCAAGGAUACCAACGGCUCCCAGUUCUUCAUUACCACCGUCAUCACCUCUUGGCUCGAUGGCCGCCACGUCGUCUUUGGCGAGGUUCUUGAGGGCUACGACAUCAUCGAGAAAAUCGAGAAGGUCCAGACCCAGCCUGGCGACCGCCCCGCUCAGACUGUGAAGAUUGCCAAGUCUGGCGAGAUUCCCGUCCCCGAAGAAGAUAUCUUUGGCGAUUCGGCCUGGGCCUCUGGCCAGAACGGCGAAGAAAUCCCUAUCGCCCUCGAGCCUGAUGCGGGUGGCAUGUCCUUCGCCGGCAAGGCUUCCAUGGUCGGAAUCUUCGCCACCGCCGUUGUCGCUGUGUUCUGGCGACGCAUGCGCAGGAGCUCUAGUGACGCCAAGUACUCGUAA